This is a messenger RNA of Helobdella robusta, 1614 nucleotides long. RefSeq lists its product as hypothetical. The transcript has 8 exons. The coding region runs from base 1 to 1614 and encodes 537 amino acids. Lineage: Eukaryota; Metazoa; Annelida; Clitellata; Rhynchobdellida; Glossiphoniidae. The record is from RefSeq and is a predicted model, not a curated record.
AUGUUCAAAAGUAAUGCGGAUUCAGACUCCAGCUUUUCGAAGCUUAGCGAUGCUGCUGACAGAAUUCGAUCAUGGAAGAAUGAAACCGACUUUGCUCUCAAACUCAAAAAAGAAAUUCAGAAAUUAAAGUUUCAAUUGGAACAAGAAAAAGAAAAUAAUAGUGAUUUAAUUUCCAGAAAUUCAGUCAAUAGAGAAUUAUGUUAUGAGUUGAGAAGUAUGUGUUCAAAGAUAAAUGAAGAACUUUCUCAUGAGGAAAAGAUAUUAGCCAACAGUUUAUUAGAACAACAAAUGCAGAAUCAGAAAGUAACUUUUGAAAAUCAGAUUGAUGAAAAGGUAACCACAAUUUUGUCCUUGCGAGCAAAUAUUGAUGAGUUGAAUAAUUCUCUGUCUACUUUGCAAAUCCAACUUCAUGAUAGAGAAAUGCUCAUGUCAAAUUUGAAGCAUGAUGUAGCAUUGAAAAAAGAUCAGAUUGAGGGAUUUUUAGCAUUAUGUACUGAUAAUGAUGCUAAACUUUUGAUGUCCAACGAAGAAAUUGAAAAACUGAAAUUUGAAAAAGAAGAAUUAAUCAAUAAAAUAGAUUUAUUAACUGCAGAGAAAAAUGAUAUGUCAGAAAAUUCAAAUGUUAUAAAGAAAAACUUUGAGGAAUCACUAACUACCCUAAAGAAACACAAUGAGGAAUUCGUUGUCUUGAAAAAGCAGUUAGAUGAUAAAGAUGAUUGUUUGAAACAUGUUAUAAAUGAUAAACUGACUCUGGAAAACCAAAUUUCUAUGCAAAACACAGAACUAGAAAUUAAAGUUAACGCCCUGUUAAAAUUAGAAAACGAAAACUUGAUCUUGACAACUAACUAUGAUAAAUUAAUUGGUGAAAAUGAGUGCUUAAAUUCUAAGUUAAAAAUUCUGGAAGAUGAUGUGGCAUCUUUGAAUAUUGAUAUUGUUCACAAAAACGAGCAAAUUGGGAUUCUUGAAGAUAAAUUAACAUUUGUAGAUUCUAAAUUAACCAAAAAAAACACUGAAAUGCAAAUUCUUAACGAAGAACUUCAUUAUCUAAAAAAUAAAGUUGUUGAUAUGACUAGUAAUCAUAACUUAGAAAUAGAAAAGUUUACAAAUGAAUUUACUACACUAAAGGCUAAUUUCACUAGCGCUAAAGAACUUUCAGGAAGCAAGUUGUAUUCCAUGCUUAUAAUAAGAAAUAUGUCAAAUAAUAUCUUCCUUUUAUAUUUAUUAGAGCUUGGAUAUGAAGAACAAAAGCUUCUCUUAGAAAACCGCCAUAAAAGUGAAAUAGCUGGGCUAUUCUCGAAAAUUAAUGACCUAGAAAAGACUAGGAAGGAACAAAUUAGCACAAUCUACUUUUACAUGAACAAAUGCAAAGCAGACUUAGCCUCGUCUUUGGAGAAAGAGAACCAGUAUAAAAUUAAGAUCGAAUGUUUGAGUAAAGAGGUUAAACAACUUAAAGCAGAGGUUUCAUCUACGCCUAAGACAGCACCCAGUACCCCAAGACCACAAAGUAGUACUCUAAGAACUCCAACUGUAGAAAUUAUGUCUGCCACCGAAUCAAAAGUUAAUAACCCCAAUGAUAUAGGUGUUAAAAACGAUUUUUUAAGCUGGAUUGAAUAG